Molecule: messenger RNA, 2181 nt
Organism: Rhineura floridana
Lineage: Eukaryota; Metazoa; Chordata; Lepidosauria; Squamata; Rhineuridae
Gene: CHST9
Product: carbohydrate sulfotransferase 9
Exons: 4
Coding region: 572-1804 (410 amino acids)
Biological process (GO): carbohydrate biosynthetic process; proteoglycan biosynthetic process
Cellular component (GO): membrane
Molecular function (GO): sulfotransferase activity
Source: RefSeq, a predicted model, not a curated record
CGAGCGGCAAAGUUCACUGGUUUCGAAGGAGCUUAUUCCCAGGUCUGUGUGUCGUACAGGAUUGCAACCGUAGUUCAAACUUCGACUGAAAGGGGGUUAAGAGAGCGAGAAAGAGGUGGCGCGUAAAGAAGUCCGCCUCACUCCCUGGCCUUGGGUGUGGCGCGAGAAAGAGAGGCGCUCCGGCUUGGUCUAUCUUUUCCUUCUAUUCUGCUCUGCGGAAGCUGACCGGAGAGGUUCUCAACGAGAGCGAACAGCGCGUAUCUGAGGGAAUCUUCACCCACUUUUUUUUCUUUUUCUUUUUUUGCGGCGCGCCUCUCAGAGCAGCAGCAGCAGCCGCGGUCGCCUCGUCCUCGGGUAGGUUAGGAAGUUUGUAGGGCGGCGCCCGAAGGAGGCAAGAGCUGGGGAAUCCCGUCGAGUCUUAUGCCAUUUCACAGCGAGACUCGGGCGCGUCACCAAGAUUGGCUUUUCCAGAAAAACGAGAGAAGAAAAAAACCAAACAAACUGAAAACCUGUGAAAACUAUACCAAGCAGUCCUCUGAAGUGGGUAGAAAUGUAGCCCUCCAGUAGGGCCAUGAACCUAAAACUAAUCUAUGUAUCUGUACUGAUGUUUGGAGUAGUGGGUUUAUUCCUCUUCAUGUACCUGCAAGAUUGGAUUGAAGAACAACAUACAGUGUCUGAAGAAAAACAACAGCAUACAAUUAACCAGAACUUCAGAUUCUAUUCUUCAGAGGAACCUGAAAGAACACCAAAAAACUGGGUCACUGCUGAGAAGCUUGACAAGCCGAGUAAAACUCUUGCCAGGAGUGGGUUUUCUCAAGGAGAUGCUGACCCUUUUCUAGCAAUGGCAGGCUCCAUGACUACUAGAUUAUCUGAAGAGCCACAGAAGAUCAAAUCACUUCUUAAACAGUUCAAGCAAGUGAAUUUUCCACCAGCUGUGCACCCUUUAAACAAAACUUUCAUCAAAGACAAUCACUGGAAAAUCACAGAUGAGAUGCAAGAGAAACGACGAUCUUUCCUCUAUGAUUUCUGCAAAAGAUAUGUUAGCAAAACCAGACCCCGUACUCUCUUUAUGCGCAUGGUGUCCAGAAUAUACGUGGAAGAUAAACACAAACUCUUGUAUUGCGAGGUGCCUAAGGCAGGUUGUUCUAAUUGGAAACGGGUUUUGAUGAUACUCAGUGGUGUUGCCAAGUCUGCUGCUAAUAUUACUCAUGAUGCUGUGCACUAUGGAAAGCAUCUCAGGAAACUAGACAGCUACAAUUUAAAAGGGAUACACAUGCGUUUAAAGACAUACACCAAAGUUAUAUUUGUGCGGGAUCCCAUGGAAAGAUUAGUGUCUGCAUUUAGAGAUAAAUUUGAACACCCCAACAGCUACUACCAUCCUGUAUUUGGGAAGGCUAUUAUUAAGAAAUAUAGGCUUAAUGCAGAUAGACAGGCACUGACAACAGGCUCAGGAGUGAAGUUUAAAGAGUUCAUCCAGUAUUUGCUAGAUUCCCGUCGGCCAAUAGGUAUGGACACUCACUGGGAGCAAAUCAGCAAACUUUGUUAUCCUUGUGCUAUCAACUAUGAUUACAUUGGUAAAUUUGAAACUUUGGAAGAAGAUGCCAAUUAUUUUUUGAGACUAAUAGGUGCUCCAAAGGGGCUGACUUUUCCUAAUUUCAAAGACAGGCAUUCCAGUGACAAAAGAACAAAUUCAGAAGUUGUGAGACGAUACUUACAAGAGAUUCAUACCACAGAAAGACAGCAGAUCUAUGACUUUUAUUAUCUGGAUUAUUUAAUGUUCAAUUAUACUGUAUCAUAUGCAUAAUCCUGAUUUGGUUGGCUGAAUGCUAAGCAAUUUUACCAUUUAGCUUGGGAAUAAAAGAAAUGUAACUCCUUAAAUUAUUGUUAGCAUAUUCAUAAGCUAAAGUGACACCAACUGGCACAAGCUAUAAGAAUGACAGAGAAGAAAAAUUAAUUGCACCGAAAUGUCUGAAUGGAAAAACACUUUUACAUUGGACAGCUUUGCAGUCUGCAAUGCAAUAUAUCUAAUGUGAAUUGCAUUAAACCAAGCAUUCUUGCAAUGAUUUCAAAACCUCUGAAACUGCAUGAUCUUAUUGUAUCUAUACCCUGUCAUUUGUUGUGAAUGUAUUUUUGUACUUUUUGGGAAACAUUGAUUAAAAACAAGCUUUUUAAACAAAUUUG